This is a messenger RNA of Magnolia sinica, 2951 nucleotides long. RefSeq names its product G-type lectin S-receptor-like serine/threonine-protein kinase LECRK3. Lineage: Eukaryota; Viridiplantae; Streptophyta; Magnoliopsida; Magnoliales; Magnoliaceae. The record is from RefSeq and is a predicted model, not a curated record. Gene Ontology annotation, biological process: protein phosphorylation. Gene Ontology annotation, molecular function: ATP binding; protein serine/threonine kinase activity. Bases 259 to 2661 code for a protein of 800 amino acids. The transcript has a single exon.
ACUCCAUUGCUUUAAAAAUGAACGGUCACCAUAAACUUUCUACAAUCAAUGGGUUUAAACAUUCAAUCUGAUAUGUAUUUUGAUCAUUCCCCAUUCAACCAAAUUAGCCCAAUCAAAUAAACGGCUAACUAGUCCCCCCACUGGAAAAGGCUCAAAUCCAACGGCUAGCAAUCCCAUCCUUCCAUCUUAGGCUGUUGCUCUUUCACAUUGUGAGCUUGGCUUCCUGCCUGUAACAACAGCAAUCCCAUCCUUCCAACAAUGGCUGCUGCUCUUUCUCAUCUUCUCAUCUUCUUCCCUCUGCUUCUUCCACUCUCUACCACCGCCCAAACUAGCCGCAAUGUAAGUUUGGGAUCGUCUCUCUCUGCAGGCGGUGUAAACUCUUCAUGGGUCUCACCCUCCGGCCACUUCGCUUUCGGAUUCUAUCGUCUCGCCAACAGAAAUCUCUUUUUGCUAGCAAUCUGUUUCGACAAAAUACCCGAAAAGACCAUGGUCUGGUUCGCUAACAGAGAUAAUCCAGUGCAACAAGGAUCGACGGUCCAGCUCACAGAAGAUGGACGGCUCGUGCUCAAGGACCAUCAAGGCCAGCUGAUAUGGGAACCCAAAUCCAUAAAUGGUAGUGUCUCUUAUGCUGCCAUGCUCGACACUGGCAAUUUCAUUCUAUCAAGCAACGAUUCUGUCGUUAGAUGGGGAAGCUUCGACGAGCCGACUGACACCAUCUUGCCGACACAGGUGUUGAAUUUCGGUGGCAAGCUUUCGAGCCGUCUGACAGAGACCAACUACUCAAUCGGAAUGUUCGAGCUCCGUUUUCUGCCCGAUGGUAAUCUCGUUCUCAAUCGCUUGUCUCUCCCAACUGGAAAUGCCUACGAAGCUUAUUAUGUGAGUGGCACAUAUCAUUCGGGUAAUCAGGUGAUCUUCAAUCAGUCAGGUUAUAUUUACAUCACAAGAAGUAAUGAAAGCGUACUCAAUCUCACGCCGUCAAGCCCUGUUUUAACGGAAGACCACUACCAUAGGGCGACGCUUGACAUAGAUGGAACUUUCAGGCAGUAUAAAUACCCAAAGGCUGGCGCAAGCGAUGGUAGUGGGGACGAGGGAUGGUCUGUCGUGAAGUCCACUCCCGAUAACAUCUGUACGGUUGUCGAAAACAAAGAAGGAGGCAGCGGUGCUUGUGGAUUUAACAGCUAUUGCAGCCUCAAUGAUGGAUGGGCCGUUUGCGACUGUCCACCUGGGUUUUCCUUUAUCGAUGAGAGUAACAAAUUCAAAGGUUGCAAGCCAGAUGAUGUUGUACAAGCUUGCAAGCUUGAUCCGUCGAUGCAGAAGGCUCUGUUUGAUCUGAAGGAGAUGAAGGAUGUGAAUUUUCCUUGGAAUGACUAUGAAAAGAUGACACCCAUUACGGAAGAUAAAUGUAAAGAGGCUUGUUUGGAUGAUUGUCGCUGUAUGGUUGCCAUCUUCAGCUCCAGCACCUGUUGGAAGAAGAAGCUUCCUCUCUCAAAUGGGGUGACGAGUACUAUAACCGUCGGAAAAGCUAUCAUUAAAGUAUUGAAGGCGAAUUAUUCACAGCUACUACUUCCUCCGGAUUCGAAGGAGAAAGAUCAAGCGACGACGGUCUUUGUUGGAUCAAUGCUUCUAGGCAGCUCCAUGUUUCUCAACGUUGCAUUCCCACUAGCAAUCUCUCUGUUUGUUUCAUAUAAAUACCAUAAGAGAUCACUGAAAGUUCAACGCAAUCCAAAUAUGCUGCGAUCAAAUUUGCGGUCUUUUACUUACAGAGAGUUGGAAGAAGCGACAGAUGGGUUCAACGAAGAAUUGGGUAGGGGUACUUUUGGCACUGUUUAUAAAGGAACUAUGCAAUUAGAUUCCAUGGCUACUUCCGUUGCAGUCAAGAAGCUCGAGAGAGUUAUAGAAGAGGGCGAGAAGGAAUUGAAGACGGAAGUGGGAGCGAUCGGCCGGACCCAUCAUAAGAAUCUAGUCCAAUUGCUUGGAUUCUGCAACGAGGGGGCCCACCGUCUUCUGGUGUAUGAGUUCAUGAGCAAUGGAUCCUUGGCAAGCUUGCUCUUUGGGACAUCAAAACCCACCUGGAAUCAACGGUUGAAGAUGGUGUUCGGGAUUGCUAGAGGGCUCAGGUACUUGCAUGAAGAAUGCAGCUCCCAGAUCAUACAUUGCGAUAUAAAGCCUCAAAACAUACUUCUAGAUGAUAAUCUAAUGGCCAAGAUUUCUGAUUUUGGAUUGGCAAAGCUAUUGAGGACAGACCAGACCCGAACAAGCACAGGCUUCCGAGGCACCAGAGGCUAUGUUGCACCGGAAUGGUACAAGAACAUGCCGAUCACGUCCAAGGUCGAUGUGUAUAGCUUCGGUGUAAUGCUUUUGGAGAUUGUUUGUUGCAAGAAGAACGUGGAAUCAGUUGUGGGGAAUGAGGAGAAGGCGGUCUUGACGGAUUGGGCCUAUGGAUGCUAUCGAAGGGGGAGAUUGGACAUGUUAGUGAUGGACGACCAAGAUGCAAUGGAGGACAUGAAGAGGGUGGAGAGGCUGGUGAAAUUAGGGAUUUGGUGCAUACAAGAAGAGCCAUCGCUGAGGCCUUGUAUGAAGAAGGUGACACAGAUACUUGAAGGUGCAGUUGAAGUUUCAGUGCCCCCUCACCCUUCUUCUUUCAUUAGUUCGCUUGGUUGAGUUGAAACCUUUCACUUCCCUCCAGUGCAUACACAGGAUGUUCGGUAUAUGCACGUGUAUGGGUGCGUGUGCACUUUUUUUUUUCUUUUGCGCGGUGUAGGUUGCUAGAACUAGCACCGAAGUUCCAGGCUAUUGCGCAACUAGGGCUAUUUUCAUCAUUUAGAAAUUACAAUUAGCUAAGUUUUUUAUCUUUGUUGUUGUGUUUGGAUUCAUGUAAACUAAAAGGAGGACAGGGAGAGGUUUUAAUCCUUGUGGAAAUGGAAAAUUGUGGAUUUAAAUAGUAAUUCGCU